UACCAUUUGGUCGGAUGAGCUUGUUAACAGAGCAACACUAACCUAACUCAACCAUCUUUUGCCAAAACAACUUCGAGCAACACCAUUUUGUUCAAUCAGUUUAUUGUGAUUAUUUCGUUUACUGUUUACUGAAUUUAUUCAGUUGCUAUUUACCAAUAACUGUGACAAUAUGGAUCUAAUUGAAUCACCUAAACCAGUGAGUACAAAAAAAUAUGCGGACAACCUGGAGGAACGCUGGUUACGCUUAUCUACAUUGGGUAAACAGACUCCUGGAGUGAUAAACGAUAGAUCACCAUUGGAUAAUCAACCAGAUUGGUUUAAUCUUGAAAGGUUUACUCGAGCUCAAAAGCUGGCCCAAAAGUAUUAUUUCAGUUUGAAUAUAGCGCAUUUCAUCGGCAAUAUAUUGUUGGUGAUGUUGCCCCGAGUAACGAUACCUAUUUUUGCGUCUGGACGUUCGUCGACUGUUUAUAUGGUUUUUUUAAGAAUCUUAUCUACUGUUAAUCAUGUUGAUUCCUGGUAUCAAGACAAUCCAUUUGAGAAAGGAUCAAAGGCUAAUAAAUCUUUGUCUCGAGUUCGUCGAGCUUGUCAUCUUCAGGUAUCCAAAUUGAUGAAUGAAAAAUAUCCAUUAAAAGAUGAUCUCUGGUUAAGCCAAUUUGACAUGACAAUGACCCAAUGGAGUCUUAUUGGACCGGUAGCAAUUAGGCCUAAACAAUGUGGUUUCUAUUCAACAACAAGGGAAGAGUUUGAAGAGUAUAUUUACUUUUGGCGAGUAAUUGGGUACUGUAUGGGCAUCGAGGAUAGGUUCAAUUGUUGUUUAACCAAUUAUGAGGAAUCGGUCCAAUUUAUGGAAAUAUGCUUCGAUCGUGGAUACAAACCUUAUCUGGAUCAACCUAAUUCAGUUGUUCAAGCAGCCAUGAGACUAACUGAAGGAGUUUUCCUAGGACUCAACAUAUCAGUACCAAAAUUCAUCAUGAGCUAUGAAGGGUUUAUGAAAUAUUGGUAUGAAACGUUGAAUGUUACUCAUUCAAUUUCUUUGGAUUCAUUGUCUGCUCGAAUCUCAUACAAGUUGCAAGUAUUUCUGGUCGAUUAUCUGCUUAAAUGGACAAUAUUUUAUCGGCUAGCGUCCGCCCUUUAUUUCAGAAUGUUGAAAAAAUUGUUCGUCACCGUUAAUCAAGUUAAAAGUCGCAUGGAUGAAAAGUAUAAAGACAUUGUUUACAGGAUUCCAAGUGAAAAUGGUGUUUACAGCAUUAACAAUCAAUUGUAUACACCAAACAUACCACAAUUAGCCAAUGUUGGCAUUGCUGCUACAUAAUUUAUUCAACUGUAUUCAUCACUCAAUAAUUGAUUGUAUUUUUGAUACGAUGUUUAAGUUUUUCUGCUGUAUAUUUCAUACUCACAGUAUUUUCGCCCUUUGAUUAUCCUUUGAGAUACAAAAUGUAAUUUAAACCAAACUUUAAGCCUUCCUUCAUGUUCCUUUUUCAAAUUUGAUUUAUUAAUUAUUUAUUAAUAAAAUCAUAUUUGAUAUCUGUUCAUUAAUAAAUUAUAAUGCUUUAAACUAAA
This is a messenger RNA of Tetranychus urticae (two-spotted spider mite), 1560 nucleotides long. RefSeq lists its product as uncharacterized. Lineage: Eukaryota; Metazoa; Arthropoda; Arachnida; Trombidiformes; Tetranychidae. The record is from RefSeq and is a predicted model, not a curated record.